Blastomyces dermatitidis ER-3 is the source of this 6701-nucleotide messenger RNA. Its product is annotated as mitochondrial presequence protease. Gene Ontology annotation, cellular component: mitochondrial matrix. Bases 420 to 3611 code for a protein of 1063 amino acids. Gene Ontology annotation, biological process: protein processing. The record is from RefSeq and is a predicted model, not a curated record. The transcript is spliced from 2 exons. Gene Ontology annotation, molecular function: metal ion binding. NCBI's taxonomy places the organism in Eukaryota, Fungi, Ascomycota, Eurotiomycetes, Onygenales, Ajellomycetaceae.
UGGGCCGUGGCUGUGGCUAAACGACGCCUCAACUCGCCCAGCGCAACAUCAGACUCUGUGACCUCCGGAAAUUUACAUUUCCUUCGACGCUACAAACUAAUAUUGGGGGGCUGCUCUUGUGUUGUUUCAUUGGUAUUACGGUUUCUCUCUCAUUUUGUUUCUCAGGGAAAUAGAACCCAGUCGUCUCCCCCGACGAGUUUUCGCCCCAGUUUGCGCCGCUCAAAGUUUCUGGCUCCCGAACGAACUUCGUCCGAACGAUUCUUUACCAGACGCCAUCUCUAUCGUUGAGCGGUUCUAUUUGCAUCUAUACACUCAUUCGAUGAUUCAGUUAUAGAUAGAUAAUUGUUGGGAAUUAAUCGCCUAUCUGGUAUUCGAGUUUUCGGGUAGCUCUUUUCGCCGCCAGCUAUCCCGCAGCCAAUAUGCUUCGAUCAACCAACACGUUUUUGAAAUAUGGAACCUCUUCGUCGAGGUGUCCCACUUUCUCCUCCUUGCGCAGUAAAGCGAAUCGCGGAUACUUGAUUAGAAAGAGUCAGAGACUAGCUUCCACCGUCACACAGCUAGAUAACUAUCCCGCAGUUGGCGAGAAACUUCACGGUUUCACCGUCAAGGAGAAGAAGCAUGUCCCGGAGCUUCAUUUGACCGCAGUUCUCUUGAAACAUGAUAAAACAGAGGCAGACUAUCUCCAUGUGGCCAGAGAUGACAAGAAUAAUGUCUUCGGUAUUGGGUUCAAGACGAACCCCCCGGACGCAACCGGCGUGCCGCAUAUCCUCGAGCACACCACUCUAUGUGGCAGUGAGAAGUACCCUGUUCGCGACCCGUUUUUCAAGAUGCUGCCUCGUUCUUUAUCCAACUUCAUGAACGCUUUCACCUCGUCUGAUCAUACCACGUAUCCAUUUGCGACAACCAAUAAACAAGACUUCCAGAACCUACUAUCAGUCUACCUGGAUGCCACAUUACACCCCUUGUUGAAAGAAGAAGAUUUUCGACAAGAAGGAUGGCGCCUAGGGCCUGAAGAUCCUCGCGCGUUCCUGGCUCACAAAGAAGGCAAUGAAAGCCCGGCCACAGCAGAUGAUAUUGUUUUCAAAGGAGUGGUCUAUAAUGAGAUGAAAGGGCAGGUAUCUGAUGCCAAUUACUUAUUCUAUAUUAAGUUUAAGGAACAGAUCUUUCCUGCCAUAAAUAACUCAGGCGGCGACCCACAGUAUAUAACAGAUCUAACUCACAAGCAACUGGUCGACUUUUCAAAAAAGAAUUACCAUCCAAGCAAUGCGAAAGUUUUCACGUAUGGGGACAUGCCUCUAGGGGAUCAUUUACAACAGGUUGGGCGUGUCUUGGAUGGCUUUGAAAAGUCAACUCCGGAUCGAGAGGUCAAACUUCCACUGUCUUUAGACGACGGCCCCCUUAGCGUCACGAUUCCAGGUCCAAUCGACCCAUUUACCAGCGAGGACAAGCAAUUCAAAACGUCAGUGUCUUGGUUUGCAGGUGAUUCCACUAACGUCGUGGAGACCUUCUCGAUGGGAAUUCUUUCGUCCCUACUACUUGACGGAUAUGGUUCACCAAUGCAUAAGGCUCUAGUCGAAAGCGAAAUCGGAUCCUCAUUUACACCAAACACUGGUCUUGAUGCUUCUGGCAGAGUUCCUAUAUUUUCAGUUGGUGUGAACGGAGUUGCCGAAAAAGACAUCGCCAUGGUGAAGGAGAAGGUACAAAAGAUUUUCCGGGAGUUCUCGGCUGCAGGAUUCAACGAUGACAAAGUGAAAGGCAUCCUGCACCAACUGGAACUUGCAUUGAGACACAAGACAGCCAACUUCGGGAUUGGAAUCAUGGAAAAGACACUAUCAUCCUGGUUUAAUGGUUCCAAUCCAAUGAAAGAGCUAGCUUGGAAUGAGGUGAUUAAUGAAUUCAAGCAACGCUAUGAGAAAGGUGGCUACCUGGAACAACUUAUGAAAAAAUAUCUUAUGACUGAUAAGUCCAUGACUUUUACGAUGGCUGGAUCACCAACUUAUAAUAAAGAACUGGACGAAAAAGAAGUAGUGCGAAAGGAGGGAAAGAUGACCGAAUUGACUGAAGCUGCAGGCUCUCUUGAAAAAGCCGUUGACCAACUCAAGAAAGAAGAAUUUGAGUUAUUGAAGGUCCAGGAAGCAGCCCAGAAUGCCGAUUUAAGCUGCUUGCCAACUCUCCACGUGAAAGAUAUUUCGAGAACGAAGGAAUGGAAAACCGUGCGGGAAUCCAAAAUAGGUGAAGUCGACGUUGUUUGGAGGGAAGCCCCAACAAAUGGCCUCUCCUACUUCCAGGCUAUGAAUGCAUUUGAAAAUCUCCCCGAUGAGCUACGGUUGCUUCUACCUCUCUUUAAUGACUGCGUCAUGCGACUCGGCACCGCCGGACGAACAAUGGAGCAAUGGGAGGAUUUGAUAAAACUCAAAUCUGGUGGUAUUUCGUCCUCCACUUUCAUUGUAUCGUCUCCAACAUCACUGGACGGAUACGCUGAAGGGCUCCAAUUCUCCGGUUAUUCGCUUGACAAGAACUUCUCGGCUAUGCUUGAAAUGAUAUCCAGUCUAGUAACUGAGACUGAUUUCAGCAGCCCCGUGGCUCCGCGGAUGAUCCAGGAAUUGCUGCGAUCUUCCACCAACGGUGCUAUUGAUUCGAUUGCGGGCACAGGCCACCGAUAUGCUAUAAAUGUUGCGACUUCGGGUCUGUCUAAGAAAUUCUGGGCUAGCGAGCAACUAUCAGGCUUAGCACAAGUCCAGGCUACCGCCAGGCUUCUACAUGAUGCGGAAACCUCACCAGAACGGUUGCAAGACCUAAUUCGGAAACUUCAGCUGAUACAAUUAUUCGCGAUUUCGAAUUCCUCGAAAUUCCGUGUGCGUGUAGUCUGCGAGUCAGAAAGCGCCAGCGCGAACGAAAAAACUCUUCAGCGCUGGCUCUCUGGCCUCCCUCGCAAUCUUAACCCCCCCUCAACAACCGAAGGAUUUAUCCCUAACCCAUCCGUCACCAAAGUGCUUUAUAACCUCCCGUAUAAAGUCUCCUAUUCCGGCCUUGCUCUUCCAACAACGACAUUCACCGAUCCGUCUAGUGCAUCGCUCAGUGUACUCUCCCAACUCUUAACUCACAACUAUCUCCACCAAGAAAUACGGGAGAAAGGUGGUGCAUAUGGAGCAGGCGCCAGCAGUGCCCCCAUCCAAGGUUAUUUUGGGUUUUCAAGCUACCGCGACCCCAACCCCAUGAAUUCACUAAAAGUAUUCAAUAACUCUGGAAUCUUCGCCCGAGACAGAUCCUGGACGACGCGGGAGCUUGAUGAAGCGAAACUCGGCAUCUUCCAGGGUCUUGACGCUCCCAUGAGCGUUGACGAAGAAGGCCAGCGCUACUUCAUGACUGGUGUCACUCAGGAGAUGGACCAGCGCUGGCGCGAGCAGGUUCUUGAUGUAACUGCUGAGGAUGUGAAUAAUACCGCUCAGAAGUACCUCGUUAACGCAUCACGACAGGUAUUCUGUCUCCUAGGCGAGAAAAAAGAUGGGUCCGAUUUUGAUGGUUGGGAUGUGAGAAAGCUGUCCAUGGGUCCUGAAGAAGGCAAUGCCGCCGGUUCUGAGGAGCAAGGUGCGGCUACCGGCGCGGCUUAAGUAUAUACAUACAAAUUUUCUUUCGAUGUCUUACAUUUUUGGUUACGGUUGUCCUAGUUUCCCUUACGCUCUUAUUUGAAUAUGCGUUCUAAACUUUUCGAUAUAGACCAGUUGAUGCACCACCUCAUUGUCUAGAGGGUGCGAAUUUCACACUCCAUGUAUUUUUAGACGAACAUGUAUUAUAAUCGCAUCUCUCUUGAUUUACAUCCCCACUGAGCCAGUUUCAAGCGUCUAGCCAAAAAUUUCGCUCUAUUACUAACCUACUUCCACGUCUCCCCUUUCAUCUCUUGGGCCGCUGCUGAUAUGGUUUCUUCAACAUAUUCAUUCUGAACGGACUAACAUGAGACAACCAACGCGCUGCUCCAGAACAGAGCAAUCAUACGUCUGCCAACCUUUCAUCCCCAUGGUCGGCAGAUCACAAGUCUCUCCGACGGCCACCCACCGCCCUCGCAGGCAGUGGCUGGUCCACGAGAAAAAGCGCAAUAUCAAUAAAAGAGAGAGCAGUAAGGAGGAGCUCGGGGGGAAAUGAAAGAAGGGAAAACCCCGCCUACCGAAGAGGGGAUGGCCCACAUUAUCGAACCCCCUAUAUCUCCUACUUGCAAGGGAGUGGGGAGGGGAUAUGAUGUUUUCUGGUAUGAUUCCGAACCAGUCUAUCAGCUGACUUGCUCCUGAUGCAUGAGGGGUGUUCUUUGCCUAUUCCGCAGCAUUUGCCUUUUUGCUGGAAACCCCUCGAUUCGUCGAUGGUGUUUUCAUGGAGAGGUUUUGUGCUAUUGGAGUGAGGUUCAGUUCUCCUCACUUGCUGAUGGGCUUGUCAAUUGGUAGGGUGGUUUGGGUUGUUUCGGAAUUUCGUAUCUCUUUACUUUUUCCUUUGCUGUGGGGUUUAGAGGGGAUCCGCUUGGUGAUGUGGAUUAUACCCCCUUUGGGUGGGAGUUUUCUUCAUCUUUUGUUUUUACUGGGCUCUUCCUUGCUUCUCUGUUACCCUUUUGUCUCCAUCUCAUUUCAGAACUGCUCUUUUUCCUCAAGUUUAAUGGAGGGCGGACUAGGGAUGCGAGAACAUUUACUUUUCUAGUCGGUUUUCAGUUGACCUUCCUCAAUGCGCCCUGUAGUUUAUUAUUCCAAGCUUUGAUAUUGAAAUGAACUCAAGCCUCAUUUGCCGCAUUUGCUUGCAUUCAUAUCAUUCGAGGCCUAUUUGGCUUCACCUCUCCUCUCCAUAUCGCGUCCUCCCGUAGCAGGUCACCCACCUUCGCUUUAUUUUCCAAGCCGCUCUUCUAAAGUCACCUUCAACGCCCACCGUCAAAAACUUCCAGCUCUCUCGAAUACAUACCUUGCGACGAAUCCUGUGUAAGAAUUAAGGAUUGUAAUAAGAUACCCACACUUCAAGCAAACACAUUACUUCCUCACGGCAACGCCUCGAAGACGAACAUAUCCCAACCACUUGCUACCAUUCUCUUCCCUUGUGAUGACCGUUUCAAGUAACUGACAGACCUCCUCAACAGCAGCCUCGCGGCGGUCCGCAUCCACAAUAUCCAGCAUCUGGGAUCCCAUCAGGCGCACCCACCCGGCAAUACCGCCGUCUACGUCAGUGGUAAGCUUAGUGGGCCGAUAUUCGACUUCUAGCUUCUCAAUAUGAAAGCCAAUCUUCUCCAAGGUCGCUCUCAUCCAGGAUUCAGACGGAAAGAACCACGGGUUUGCGGCGCGCGCUUGCUGGAUCGUAGUUCCCUGAUGGGUCACCGCGGCAAGCAGCGCGGUGUUGGCUUCAGGCACAUUCCCAUGGCCCCCCAUUUCGAAUACAAAGGUCCCAUUUGGUUUGAGGCAGGAGUAUAUUGUUUCCAGCACGCCCACCCUUGUGGAUGCAUCUCUCAGGAUCCAGUGAAGUGCGGCAUUAGAAACCCUGUUGAGUUGUUUAUCAGUUUUUAACGGUCUUUAACCACUCAAUGGGCGAUGGGUGUACUAAGAGCAAAAAAUACAGUUCUUACACUUUAUCCCAUGCCCUCUCGACAAUAUCCAGCUCCCGGUCCAAAUACCUACAAUCCACAACUCGAAAUUCGGCCUUGGGGCUGCCAUAAUCCGCUUUGGCAGAGCUAAUCAUGGAAGCGGAUGCGUCGAUGCCCAGCACCGAUCCCACAUGUGGAAUGAAACUGCCGGUGAACUUCCCAUCUCCACAUCCAAUAUCCAGCACCCGGUCUGUUGGCUGUGGGUUAAGAUAUUGCAACACCUUCUGUGUGAGCUUUGGGACAAAGGCAGCCGAAGUGUGAUAUGCCUGAUUGGGGGGUUAAAAAAUGAUUAUUUCUUCCCAAAUUGUUAAGCUAUAACAGAUGAAUACUACUAUCAAGGAGACGUACCUCUGCCGACCAGUGAUCUUUCUGCGGCCCAGAAACUUCCUGCGUUGGUACCAUCUCUCAAUAUCUUUUCUUGAAAUGAUUCUCUUCCUCUUGGUGCGCAGUUAGUUGCGAGAUUCUAGGAGAAACAGGAUCUACCAGUCUUUUUUCCGCUGCUAGCUCCUGUAGGCCUUAUUUUUUAUUUUUGUUUAUUAUAUUUCUUUUAGCUGCAUCUUUAACGAACCCGGGGUGUAUGAUUCCUUUAUAUUUACAUCUUUGAAGAUUGCAUAAGUCAUCCUUCUGUCCAGAAUAGCCGAUAUCGGAUGCGGAGUUGGGGAGUUGCUUAUUAAGCCAGAACAAUAGUUAUCCGUCGUUUUCCUGCCCCAUCCUCUAGUUAUAUACAACUCGGCAUCUAUAAGCCUGUUAACGGGUUGCUGGGCUCGCUGUGCUUUGAUGAGAUACUGUGGAGAAGUAUAUUUCAAAUCUUACCCGGCGUGGAGGGCUAUGUAAACAGGAGAGGACCAACACUGGACCGGAAUCGGAGUCUAGUUAUUCUAUGAUUCUCACGCGGAGAAGAGUAUUGGGGGGGUGUGGGUGUAAACUUGGACAGUAUACAAAACCGACUCCGGCUAUUUCAAGGCUUGUUCAGCGCUGGUAGGCAGUUAAAGUGAGCUUGACGGCUUAGUAGAAAUUUGAUUCUCCCGAGAUGGUUGGAGCUGUCUACAGAACAAGACGAAGAACAGUAAGCCUGUAGCCGCACUUUGAAGUCGAA